AUGCCAGCUACAAAUAGAAUCAUGAAAGAAUCCCAGAAGUUUGAAAGAAUUGUCACCAAUGGUCUCAAAUUUGGGGCUCACGUACUGACCACCGGUGGGAUAUCCAAUGCUGUCACCAACGCUUAUAACAUUGGAUGCAAUUCAUUUGCCAUGUUUUUGAAAAACCCUCGUCGUUGGGAUGCUGCUGCUUUGAAACCAGAAGAGAUCGAAAAAUUCAAAGAGAAUUGUAAAAAAUACAAUUACGACCCAUUGAAAGAUAUUUUACCUCACGGGCAAUACUUCAUCAACUUAUGUAAUCCAAACAGUGAGGCCCACGAGAAGUCAUACCGUACUUUUCUUGAUGAUUUGAAACGUUGUGAGUCCCUCGGCAUCGGCAAUUACAAUUUACAUCCUGGCUCAGUAUUGAAAGGUGGAGAUCAUGAAAAAGGACUCAAACAAUUAGCAAGUUAUAUCAAUAAAGUACACAAGGAAACCGAAUUUGUGAAAAUUGUGCUUGAAAAUAUGGCUAGUGAUAACGUUGUUGGUUGCAAAUUAGAAGAUUUGAGGGACGUUAUCGAAAUGAUCGAAGAUAAGCUGAGGGUUGGGGUUUGUAUUGAUACCUGCCAUUCGUUUGCCGCGGGGUAUGAUUUAAGAACCGAAGAAAGUUGCAAAGAAUUCUGGGGACACUUUGACGAAGUUAUCGGUUACAAAUAUUUGUCAGGGAUUCAUUUAAAUGAUUCUAAAGGACCAUUGCUUUCUAACAGAGACUUGCACCAAAAUUUGGGGCUCGGAUUUUUGGGAUUGGAAGCAUUUAGAAUAUUUGCAAACAAUAAACUUGAUGCUUUCAAAAAUAUUCCAAUCAUUUUGGAAACUCCUUAUAAUACUGGGGUUGGUGAUGAACAUUAUGGUGAAGAAAUCAAGUUGUUGGAAUGGCUAAAUGGCAAAACGAAUGACGAUGAAGAGUUCAAAGAGAAGGAACAAAAUUUUAGUAACAAAGGGUCUCAAGAAAGAAGUGAGCAGAGUAAGAAAUUUGAAAAAAAGCAAGUGAAAAGGGCGGCUGAUAAGGAGAAAGCAGCAAAAGGAACCAAAAGAGCAAAAAAAGGUGGAAUUGAUUCGUUUCUCAAAAAAAAUUAG
Molecule: messenger RNA, 1113 nt
Organism: Saccharomycopsis crataegensis
Lineage: Eukaryota; Fungi; Ascomycota; Saccharomycetes; Ascoideales; Saccharomycopsidaceae
Gene: APN1
Product: DNA-(apurinic or apyrimidinic site) lyase APN1
Exons: 1
Coding region: 1-1113 (370 amino acids)
Biological process (GO): base-excision repair
Cellular component (GO): nucleus; mitochondrion
Molecular function (GO): DNA binding; zinc ion binding; DNA-(apurinic or apyrimidinic site) endonuclease activity
Source: RefSeq, a predicted model, not a curated record